Molecule: messenger RNA, 2340 nt
Organism: Trichoderma harzianum CBS 226.95
Lineage: Eukaryota; Fungi; Ascomycota; Sordariomycetes; Hypocreales; Hypocreaceae
Exons: 2
Coding region: 1-2340 (779 amino acids)
Biological process (GO): RNA processing
Cellular component (GO): nucleus
Molecular function (GO): RNA binding
Source: RefSeq, a predicted model, not a curated record
AUGUCAUCCUCCAAAGAUCCCGCCGAUCCACUUCGGUUGGAAUCCAAAUUCCAAAAACCCGCCAAACAAUCCGUGUUCGAGAAGCAAAAGGCUGAGGCUGAAGCCAAGCGUAAGCGCGAGGCUGCAGAAACCGCUGCCGUAUACGAAGACUUCAUCAAGAGCUUUGAUCACGACGAGGAUGACCAUGCAGAGCACAGCGCGUCGGCGCAGCGGAAUCAGCGGCCUGGGUUUGGCAACUUUGGCGGACCGCCGCCGCCCUCGGGUCCCAGCGGCGCAUCGCGGCGGCACUUUGGCACGUCGUCGGGGAUGAAGAGCGGGCCAGGGAGCUUGGGGAUGCCGCCUAUGCCGUUUGGAAAGAAACGGUCCUUUAACGACUUUUCUAAAGAAUCAGAGGGCAGAGCAACGUUGAAAUUCGAGGACAAGAGCGACGAUGAAGAGAUGGUCGACCGCGCCGAGGAGAAGGCUAUAGCGAGGCCGACUCUACGGCUGUCUAAUCUACCUCCAGGAAUCUCCCCCGCCACAAUCAAAUCGUUGUUACCUACGAACCUGACGGUCGAAAAUGUCAAAAUUCAACCUCCAGCCGGGCCUGGAGGGUCUGAGAGGAAAUCUACGGUUGCCAUCGUGACCCUGUCUAAAGAAACUCCUGCAACAGAUAUGGAUUCUGCAGUAAGCUCGUUGCAGAACCGAUAUAUGGGCUACGGCUAUUAUCUAUCACUCCAUCGCCAUCUUUCCUCUGCCGUUAGCAACUCUACGCUAUCGGGGCUGGGUUCUUCUGGCUCUUCAUCUCAACCUUUUGGGGCAAAGGCAGUAGACCAAGAGUCUGGAGCUGGGCACAACGAUCAUUCACGCCAUGGAUUUCACCGGGGAUUUGCCCCGCCGUCUUCAUACUCUGGCGGACAAGGGGGUGUAAAUCGGACUGGCCUGUUAUAUGUGCCUGUCAAACCACCUCAGGAUAUUCGAAUGAUUAGACUCAUCAACAAGGUGAUUGAAGGUGUCCUUGAACACGGCCCGGACUUUGAGGCUCUACUCAUGUCCCGUGCAUCAGUUCAGAGAGAGGAAAGAUGGGCUUGGCUAUGGGAUGCAAGGAGCCAGGGCGGCGUUUGGUAUCGAUGGACGCUUUGGGGAGUGAUUACUGGCUCACAUUUACAAGAGAAGAAGGGCAAGUAUGUCCCGCUCUUUGAUGGAGGCCAUGCGUGGAAAACACCAGAAACCGGUCUUCGCUUCGAGUAUACCACCAGGCUGGAUGAGUUCGUUUCAGACGGGGAGUAUGAUUCUUCAGAGGAUGAAGACUUUGACGGAGACGCAAACCGUGACGGCGGCCCAACUGGCGAAGAGGAGAAGACGUUUCUCAAUCCACUGGAAAAGGCCAAACUAGUUCACCUUUUAUCCCGCCUACCCACUACGAUUGGCAAGGUUCGCAAGGGAGAUAUUGCGCGAGUAACGGCCUUUGCCAUUACCCAUGUUAGCCGCGGUGCUGAUGAGGUUGUCGACUUGGUCGUCUCCAACAUUGAACGGCCGCUAUCGUUGGCGGUCACCAACCAAGAUACGAAAAAGGAAGGCAAAGGAGAGCAGCAAACUGCAGGCACCGAAGAAGGCACCGUUGCUGCAAGUGAAAACACAGACGCAAGCGCGGCCACCUUGGUUGGCUUGUAUGUGACAGCCAUGCGCUCCAGGAAGGUGUUCGAACGCCUAGGCAUGAUGGCUGAAAAAUUGGGCUGGGGUCGACUACGUGCGGAAAAAUGGAAACGAAGCGUUACCCUUGUGCUAAACCUAUGGGAGGGAUGGUGCGUCUUUCCGGUAGAAAGCCAUGCACUGUUUGUGAGCGCAUUUGAAAAUCCACCGACGCUCAAGGCGCAAGGAAAGGUUGAUGACUCCAUCAAGAAGGGGAAAUGGAAGGUCGUCGAAGCCAACCAGACCGCCCCCACAACGUCUGAGCCUGUUAUUACUGGUGAUGCCGACGUGACGGCGCAGCAGCAGCAACAGCAGGAGCAGGAGGAAGAAGCGGAAGAGGAGGAAGCAGUAGGCGAGCCUAUCGAAGAAGAUGACGUUGAUGGCGAACCCCUUGCAGAUGAAGAUCUCGAUGGAGAACCGAUUGAGGAUGACGACGACGACGUAAUCGGAGAACCUAUGGAUGAAGACGACGAUGAAGACGUGGCUGAUGUUGGUAAAAGUAACGAGGCUGAACAACAAGGCGGUGAUGAUGCAAAGGCUGCGGAUACAUCAAACGAUGUGGAGGCAGACCCUCAGGCGGAGUCGCACUCUGCAGGUCGAGGCCAGCCUAGAAGGCGAAUGCGAGCGGCCGAUAUGUUUGCUGAUUCGGACAAUUCGGACGGCAACUAG